Messenger RNA from Physella acuta, 2124 nucleotides. RefSeq names its product carbohydrate sulfotransferase 3-like. The record is from RefSeq and is a predicted model, not a curated record. Gene Ontology annotation, biological process: sulfur compound metabolic process; N-acetylglucosamine metabolic process. NCBI's taxonomy places the organism in Eukaryota, Metazoa, Mollusca, Gastropoda, Physidae. Gene Ontology annotation, molecular function: N-acetylglucosamine 6-O-sulfotransferase activity.
UGGUGUGUGUAGUGUAUGUUGAUGUGUGACCCACCUGUAUGUUGAUGUGUGACCCACUUGUAUGUGGACAGCUGAAUAUGUCACGUGUUGGACGUAAACUUUUCGUAUGUGUGACACAUACUAUGAGCAGGCUGACAAAACUGAAGCGAUGUACGUAUCUAAUCAUUCUUCUGACGGCUUGGAUACUCAUUGUUCUUUACAUUCAAAACAAUACCGUUUUUACAUGGCGCAUAGAGAGGCCACCCGACAUCAAAGAGCGUGACCUAGAUACCGACGCCAGCUCCACCCAGCCAAGACUCGACUUGAGACAGGAACCAAACUCUGAGACGGUGCCCGACGCUGAGGAGGGCCAACAUCCCUACGACCAGAACUUGAAUAAAAAACCAGAUUCCCCUCACAAAGCUUCAGGUCUUGACCAAAACAGCUUAGAGUACAUCUUUCAAGACUCGCUCACCCACAAAGAGUUCCACGAUGUUGAGCACUUCUCCCUCGCGUACAUACAACCCAACCAAAGCAGCACGACGGCAACUGCCAGCAAACACUUGGAGAACAUCAACCAGCUGGUGGAACAACUGGAUAGGGCCAAGUUUUGGAUGAAUAAGAACAAAACCUUGUCGGAGCCUCAGCACAAGGCGGCAGACCAAACAGGCCCCUUGACGGAGCCUCAGCACAAGGCCGCAGACCAAACAGUGCCCAAACACAAACCGUUUCCCGCCGCCAGAGCCAAGCGACCUGCUGCAACCGCCACCAAAAAGACUUCUCAUUUUAACGUGUUUAUGGAUAAAUGGCAGAAAUGGAUGGACGAGAAAGAAUAUUUUAAAGCCACCAAUCAGCGAACAGCCUCAACAACCAAUCAAAAGCUGGUUAUCAUGACCUACAUGCGCAGUGGUUCGAGUUUUACCGGAGACCUGUUUCAGCAGAACCCAGAAGUGUUCUACGUGUACGAGCCCCUGUGGUUCACAGAGAGGAUCCAAAGUUCCAACGUUACUGACAAGAAAUUCUACUUCCUCAACAGCAUCAAUAAUGCGCUAAACACAGGAGAGUUCUACAGCCAGAGAAGGCUGCAAGUAAUGCAGGACGUCUUAAACUGUAGAUUGGAAAACUUAGAUAUUGGCACUCUGAAGCAAUACCAUAUGUUUAGUAGUGUAUCAACAUUUGGAUAUGCCCUGUGUGCCUACAAUGCUUCAAAACCGACCAAGAGUAUGAUCUAUGAUCUAACCAAACAAGAGUUCGAGAAACUUCGAGAGUGUCUCGGCGGGAUACGCACCGAGUGUCACCAGACAAACUACCUGGUGGUCAAGGUCAUCCGCCUGACCAUGCUGGAACUGGGUCAACUGAUGGACCUUGACCCCGACUUCAAGGUGCUGUACCUGGUUCGAGACCCCCGUGGGACUGUCAAGUCACAAUACCAGGUCGGCAUGUUCAACUGGACCACGCUAAUGAACUAUUCCAAGGGGUUCUGCCAAAAGGUAGCAGACGAUAUCCGGGUUUAUCACGAGCUCUAUACAAAAUACCCCGGUCGGAUGUUAAACGUUCGCUACGAGGAUAUUGUAGAGCAGCCCCUUCAAAAAACAAAAGAACUCUACAGUUUUUUACAAUUAAAAUUCACUCCUUAUAUUCAAGAAUAUAUUUGGAAUAUCACAUACGCCGGGAAUCAGGAUGAUUGUAAUAUUUGUACGACGCGUAAAAAUGCGAAAGAGACCGCUUACGCUUGGAGAAAAAGAUUGAGCUAUGCUGCAGUAAAUGCGAUUCAAUCUCAGUGCUCUGACGUCAUGCAGCAUUUCGGUUAUCGGCCCCUAAAACCCCAAGAGUUAUUGGACUUUGAUAUUUCUUCAUCAUUUGUGGACUUAGGCGGGCAGAGAAUAUUUAAAUGAAACAUGAAAGGAUUUUUAUUUUAAACUGGAUAUAGCCUGUAAUGAUUAGGGGCCCAUUACUUCUCUGUGAUAAGCAACCUGUAUUUUCUUAAAAAGAUCCCUCUUUAAGAAAGAAUGGCUGAGCAUUUAUAUUACAUUUUAAAUGUCGAAUGUUAUAAAACCAUGUUCAUUCUAUCGUUAUUUAAAGGGUGGAGGUGUUGAGUGUUAUGUACCAAUUUUAAAGGGCAGGGUUAGUCUAGAAUUGAGUGAC